AGGAGUGACGCGCCUCGUAGUCCCUGCUCGUGCACGCGGCUGCGUCGACAAUGGCGACGCUCUCUUGCGCAAUUUUUUUGGCAGCCGCAGCCACGGCGACUGCCACGAUCCACUGCCAUGUACACUCUCUCAAGGGCGGUGGUUCUGGUGGAGCACCGAUUUUCGCCGGACCCGGUAUCGGCUCCGGUGGCAUCGGCCCCGGCAUUGGCCACGGACCCGUCCACCACGCAUCCGGAGCCGGAAUAGGCUCUGGCUUCGGACCAGGCUAUGGCCCAGGCUUCGGACCAGGCUUCGGCCCAGCCUUCGGACCUGGUGUCGGCCCUUCUCUUGGACCAGGAGUAGGAGCGGGAAUCGGAGCGGGCGUUGGACACGCCGUCGCCCACAGUGGCGGCUUCAAAGGCGGCUUUGGUGGCAGCUACUCGGGCGGCUACAGAAGUGGCUUCUCGGGAGGCGGCUUCGGAGGUGGCGUCUACCCGGUGGGUCCUGGCUUCGGAGGAGGCUUGGCUCCUGCCAGCUUCGCUCCCGUGAACUUCCGGCCCGGAGCGCCCACCUUCAUUCCCGGAGGAGCGACCAAGGUGAUUCUGGUCAAGGUGAAGCAUCUAGGCACGACAACGCAUCCAGGAGGCUUCGGCCCCGGACCUUCGGGACCCUUCGGAGCAGGACCCCUCGGUCACGGCGGCGGCGGAGUGGUGCCUGGUGCACCUUUCGGCGGAGGCUUCGGAGGUGGACAACACGGUGGGGGCUUCGGAGGACUCAAAGGCGGCAAAGGAUGGUGGUGAAAGACGUCUUCACCGUAUCAUAGGGACAGAAGUGGACGCCAUUCGGACGAGACUGUGAACUGCCCCACAAGGCAACGACGUUAAUACGAGGAACACUCAGGACGCGGGGGGCCAUGAUGACCUGUUGAAAACGACGAGUUUAGAGGAACGAAGAGGGGCCAGGGACGUUCAACGCACAGCGCUCCGCCAUAUCGUGGCAUCGGCUGGUCAGACUCAAGUGAAACGAAGUGUAGCGCUCCCUUCAUUGCAGCGCUCGUGCAGCGUGAUGCCCGAGUCCCGCUAGAGCGUCA
Molecule: messenger RNA, 1069 nt
Organism: Ixodes scapularis (black-legged tick)
Lineage: Eukaryota; Metazoa; Arthropoda; Arachnida; Ixodida; Ixodidae
Product: glycine-rich cell wall structural protein 1-like
Exons: 3
Coding region: 51-779 (242 amino acids)
Source: RefSeq, a predicted model, not a curated record